This is a messenger RNA of Carassius auratus (goldfish), 1376 nucleotides long. RefSeq names its product zona pellucida sperm-binding protein 3-like. The transcript has 8 exons. The record is from RefSeq and is a predicted model, not a curated record. Gene Ontology annotation, cellular component: extracellular matrix. Bases 38 to 1357 code for a protein of 439 amino acids. Gene Ontology annotation, biological process: binding of sperm to zona pellucida; positive regulation of acrosome reaction; egg coat formation. Gene Ontology annotation, molecular function: acrosin binding. NCBI's taxonomy places the organism in Eukaryota, Metazoa, Chordata, Actinopteri, Cypriniformes, Cyprinidae.
ACGAGGACUGGUGGGUAUUGUGUUAACGUUUGUCAGGAUGGGUCUUUUGCAAUAUGUGUUAGUGCUGGUUGUGCUUGUGGUGUUUGAUCUGAAGAAUGCUUUUGGAAGUUUGAGAUCCAGUCAAAGUCCAAAAAGCAAGAAGCAUCAAUCAUAUCCAGCUUCCAGAGUGCCUGUUUCUUCUCAAGUGCUCGGAAACACUUUGCAGAAGGCUUCUCUGUCUCAGAGUCUUGACUACAGAGGAUUUGCACAAGAGCCUCUUGGUCUUCAGGAGAAGCAGGUGUUGCAGGGUCCAGUGAAGCCUUUGGACUGGAGGUUUCCCACUGUUCCAGAAGUGCCGAGUGAGAUGGCGGUGGACUUCCAUUUGAGGCAACCUGUGACUCCCAGUAGUGUAGCUAUUCAAUGCGGUGAGAACCGGGUUCAUGUGGAGGUACAGCAGGACUUGUUUAGCAAUGGUGAACUGAUCCAGCCAUCUGGUCUGACUUUGGGAGGAUGUCCUGUUGUCGGUUUGGUCCCAGGCUCCAAGGUGCUCUUCUUUGACAAUGAACUGCAGGACUGCAAUAGUGUGUUGAUGAUGACUAAGGAUGAGCUUGUCUACACCUUUACCCUUACCUACACUCCUGAGGCGUUUGCUGGCACUCCGAUUACCCGUGCAGGUGGUGCAGUUAUUGGUGUUCAAUGCCAUUAUCAAAGGUUUCAAAAUGUCAGCGGUAAUGCCUUGAAGCCAACUUGGGUCCCUUAUGCCUCAACGGAGGCUGGUGAAGAAGUCUUGCUGUUCUCCCUGAAGCUUUGGUUCUUCCCUCUUGCAGAUGACUGGUCCUUUGAGAGGCCUUCAAACUCUUACUUCCUGGGUGACGUUAUUAAUGUUGAGGCAUCUGUGAAGGUAUACAACCACGUCCCUCUGCGUGUGUUUGUGGACAGCUGUGUGGCCACCCAAGUACCUGAUGUGAACGCCCUUCCGAGAUAUUUGUUCAUUGAGAAUCAUGGAUGUCUUGUGGAUGCCAAGGUCACAGCUUCCAGCUCGCGCUUCAUGCCUCGAUCCCAGGAGGACAAAAUCCGGUUCCAGCUGGAGGCCUUCAUGUUCCAGGGGGGAUCCAGUCCUUCUAUCUACAUGACGUGUGUUCUGAAGGCCACUCUUGCUUCUGCACCUAGUGACGCGCUCCACAAAUCCUGUUCCUUUGCCAAUGGGUGGCUUGCUGCUGAUGGGAACCACCAGGUUUGUGGUUGCUGUGACUCCACAUGUGGUCCUGAUGGUGGAACUGCUGCUUCUCCUUUUGGAGGCCUUCAGUGGGAAGGGAAGGCCUCGCUCGGUCCUGUAGUGGUUCAAGAGCACAAGAAGACUUUGGCUGGUCUUCAAUAAAUGUGGGGGAGCAAACUUA